GGCUGAAAUUAAACUCACACAGGACGGCCAAAGUGCGUUACUUCGGCAGACACACUGCUUUUAUCUCUUCAAGUAAGACAAGAUGGGAGCAGGAGCAUCAAAGAACAAGAUUACCUCACAAGAUAAGGCUAUAUUAGACCUCAAAGUUCAGCGUGACAAGUUGAAAAGAUACCAGAAAAACCUUAAUGUAGUUAUCGAAAAAGAAGUAGAGGCAGCCAAGUUGGCUUUGACACAGGGCAAUAAGAAAAAGGCGCUUUUAGCAUUGAAGAAGAAGAAAUAUCAAGUUCAAUUAUUGGACAAAACAGAUCAACAGCUCAUGAACCUUGAAGAACUCACACAUUCGAUAGAAUAUGCCCUAGUAGAGAAGGAGAUUUUGGAAGGAUUAAAGAGCGGUAACGCUGUAUUGAACGAGAUCCAUAAAGAGACAUCGGUAGAAGCCGUAGAGAAAUUGAUGGAUGACACAGCAGAGGCGAUAGCUUAUCAAAAUGAAAUUGAUGAAAUGUUGACAGGACUGAUGACUUCAGAAGAUGAGGAAGAAAUCAUGAAAGAGUUGGAUGAAUUGAGAGAGCAAGAGUUGAGUGCUGAAUUACCAGAUGUACCCAAUAACAAGCUCCCAGAGGUCGACAUUGUUGAUAAGCUACCGGAGGUUCCAACGCACGCACCGAGUAGCGGGAAGGAAGCCGCUAAACCCAGCAAAGAAAGACAGGCAAUGCUCGCUUGAGCACACGACUAACCUUUUUUUUUUUAUCUUAAUUUGAUUUAAUUAUAAAUUUCGGAUUAUUCCUUUUCCCAAUAAUUCUUUUCUUUCUGUCU
Messenger RNA from Mucor mucedo, 813 nucleotides. RefSeq names its product Snf7-domain-containing protein. The record is from RefSeq and is a predicted model, not a curated record. Gene Ontology annotation, cellular component: multivesicular body; ESCRT III complex. Bases 83 to 721 code for a protein of 212 amino acids. Gene Ontology annotation, biological process: late endosome to vacuole transport via multivesicular body sorting pathway; vesicle budding from membrane. The transcript has 6 exons. NCBI's taxonomy places the organism in Eukaryota, Fungi, Mucoromycota, Mucoromycetes, Mucorales, Mucoraceae.